AUGCCUAUCGAAAUUCGGACUGCGCUCGAAAGCGACCUAAAGCGAUGCGCAGAGGUCGGACACAUAGCCUUUGGCGAAAGCCCAUUCACCCAAAUCAUGUUCCCUGGUUACGUUCCGAAAGAUGGGUUCUUGGGGCUUCGUACAACCGACUUGGUUAGGCAGCUUCGCGACGACCCGACCGUUCGAAUGUUUGUGGCAGUGGACACGGAAAGAAGAGGUGAAUCUGCGAUUGUUGGAUUUGCCAAAUGGCAUAUCUACGAACACGGCAUGCCUUUGAGCAAAGCAAAGCUGCAUUCCUGGGGGAGCAGCUGCAAUGAGGAGGCUUGCAGUUUGGUGUUUGGCGGCGCGGGACUAAUGCGAGACCGACUGAUGGCAUAUAAGGCGUGCGUUUACCUUCAUAUCUUGGUGACUGAACCUCAGUAUCAACAUCGCGGCGUGGGGCAACAUCUUCUUGCAUUUGGAAUCCAGGAGUCUCUUCGACUAGAAGUUCCGAUCUACCUGGAGACAACAGAAGCUGGCCAUUCUCUUUAUCAAAAAGUCGGCUUUGACGACAUUGAAGUCCACCGAGCUGACUUGACCAAGUUUGGCGAGCAUCGUCCGCAUAUGAUAUGGGGAAUGAUCAGAGAACCAUAUUCCUGGUUCCCAUGA
Molecule: messenger RNA, 648 nt
Organism: Colletotrichum phormii
Lineage: Eukaryota; Fungi; Ascomycota; Sordariomycetes; Glomerellales; Glomerellaceae
Product: acetyltransferase
Exons: 2
Coding region: 1-648 (215 amino acids)
Molecular function (GO): acyltransferase activity, transferring groups other than amino-acyl groups
Source: RefSeq, a predicted model, not a curated record